Molecule: messenger RNA, 4671 nt
Organism: Saccoglossus kowalevskii
Lineage: Eukaryota; Metazoa; Hemichordata; Enteropneusta; Harrimaniidae
Biological process (GO): proteolysis
Molecular function (GO): zinc ion binding; metallocarboxypeptidase activity
Source: RefSeq, a predicted model, not a curated record
AUGACACCUGUAAAAUUCCAAGUCAUUCGGGUGAUUCCUAGGUAUGAAGAUGAACUUGAAACGCUUAGGCAGAUAGAAAGGGGACAUGCAGAUGAGAUCAGUUUUUGGAAAGAACCGACAAUGACUGACAGAUUUGUCGACAUCAUGGUGACACCUGACUUUGUCGAUGGUCUUUGCAGCAUGCUGCAAACGGCGGAGAUGAAGUAUUUUACAAACAUUUACAAUGUACAAGAAGUGAUCGACAGAGAGCGAGAGUUGAUGAGAUCUAGGCCACGUGAAAAUGAAGAUGAGUUCGAUUACGGAACAUAUCACCGAUAUGACGAGAUUAAUAAAUGGGUAGACGACUUCGUUGCCGCAAAUCUCAAGAUAUCAUCUGUUUUCACUAUUGGUAAUACCUAUGAAGGACGGGAAUUACGUGGUGUCAAGAUAGGACGUCCUGGAGAAAACAAACCAGCUAUAUGGAUGGAAGGAGGAAUUCACGCACGUGAAUGGAUUUCUCCUGCCACAAUGCUAUACAUGACACAACUGUUUGCCGACGGAUAUGGGGAUGAUCAAACAACAACAAAGUUAGUAGACGAGUUAGAUUGGUACAUGCUGCCAUUGCUGAAUGCUGAUGGUUAUGAAUUUACUCAUACAGACAACCGCAUGUGGCGCAAAACAAGAUCACCAAACGAAGGAUCUACUUGCAUUGGUACUGAUCCGAACAGGAAUUACGAUUUUAUGUGGGGAUUUGCCAGUGACAACCCAUGUGCAUCCGAUUACCGUGGUGCGUCUGCCGCUUCAGAAGUAGAAAUAAAAGCAGUCCAAGACUACUUGAUGCAAGCGACCACGGAGCAAACCUUUGCGAUGUCCAUUGAUUUCCACAGUUACAGCCAGUGGUGGGUGACGCCAUGGGCAUACACGAAUGAAACAGCUCCCCACUAUGUAGACCUGGAUGCUAGUGCCGCUGCUGCAGUCACCGCCCUAGAAUCAGUGCACGGAACUCAGUACCAGUCAGGUGCAUUGAUCAAUGGUGGCUCCGGAUUGGCUAUGGAUUGGUAUUAUGCUGAGGCGUUGAUUAAAUAUUCAUAUUUGGUAGAGCUACGUGAUACAGGAGAGUAUGGUUUCUUGCUUCCAGAGGAUCAGAUUAUCCCAUCAGGUGAAGAGACAUAUGCAGGAAUGAAAGCAGCAAUUACAUACCAAGUUUUGAAGCUUGAUGUCAAAAAUGACCGCGACUUAGAAAUUGUCGGAAAACUGGAAAAUGAUAUAGAGCUCGACUUUUGGAAAUACCCGAGCGAUCUGAUGGUCCCACCAGGUAAAAUGGAUGGAAUAACAUCUUACCUGAAUAACAAUGGAAUUAUGUACAAUGUGAUGAUGGAAAAUGUCCAAGAUGUAUUAGAUGCCAACGCCCCAGCUCAGGCACCAGGAAUAAAUGUUAUUGACCAAUGGAUUAAAGAUAUGGCUACCGCAUAUCCAUUAAUUGCUGAUGUUGUUUAUAUUGGAGAAUCCUACGAACUACGACCCAUGCGAGCAUUGAAGUUGGGAGUAAAUGCGGAUGCAUCGGCAAUUUGGUUUGAGGGCGGGCUUCAUGCCAGAGAGUGGAUUGCACCAGUUACCGUGAUGUACAUUGCAGAGCAGCUUGCAAAAGAGUAUGACACAGAUCUAACUUUCUUAAACACAUUUGAAUUUUACUUUUUACCGACCAUUAACCCAGAUGGUUACGCCUUCACUUGGACUGAUGUAAGUGCAAGUUCCAGUACAGAUCCUUGUUCACAAGAAUAUCGUGGUGACUUUCCAGAAUCUGAAGUUGAAAUCGCAAAAACAACUGAUUUCAUUACACUCGCUUCAGCAUCGCAACGAUUUACUAUGUUCAUUGAUUUCCAUAGUUACGGACUAAUGUGGAUGUGUCCCUGGGCCUACACCACUGAGUUACCACCCGAUUAUGAUGAUCAGUGCAAUUGUGCAGAGGCUGGUGCCAUGGCAAUUGAAGCAUACAGUGGGACGCAGUAUUUGUAUGGAAAUCAUCUCAAACUAGUCUCAGGUGCUGCCUACGAUUGGGCUUAUGGUGGCCCUGUCAAUAUUAAAUACUCGUACGCAAUCGAGCUUCCAGACAGAGAAAAUGGUUUUCUCGUACCCGCGGAAGACAUCAUCCCAAUAGGAGAAGAGACCUACCGAGGCGUGAAGGCUUCCAUCAACUUUUGUAGUUGUUUGGCAGAUGUACGUUACGAUGGGUACAAGGUUCUUCGCAUGAACUCAGUCAACGAUGAACAAAGAGAAGUACUUCAACUACUGGCCAAUACGUUCGAUUUCUGGGAUUUUCCUCGGGAUUUGAUGGUACCCCCAACUCAGCUUGAACGUACACUUGAAUUGCUCGACACCCACAAUAUCGACUAUGUCGUAUGGAUUGAAGAUGUACAGGCGAAGAUAGACGGUGUAUUCACCAACCGGGGGAAAGUUCAGCUUACAGAAUUUGAUUACAACACCUAUCAUCCACUUAAUGAGAUCAUGGAUUGGAUAGUUGCGCUCGAAGCUGAAUACCCGGCUUUAGUUACUUCUUUUGUCAUUGGAAAUUCGUACGAAGGCCGAGAUUUGGUCACCAUGAAGGUUGGUGUAGAUACGGGAAAACCGAAACGUGCUUUCUGGUUUAAUGGUGCUAUACACGCACGUGAAUGGAUCUCUCCUGCGACCGUUAUGUGGAUGACAAACAAGAUGAUUCAAGAUUAUAUGGGAGCAGACCCAGACGUGACUUUCUUGUUGGAAGCGUACGAUUUUUAUAUUCUGACAGUUAUGAACCCAGACGGAUAUCUAUACACGUGGACAGACGAUCGUAUGUGGCGUAAAACUCGAUCCCCCAAUGAUGGUUCAAUAUGUAUUGGAACUGACCCAAACAGAAACUUUGAUUACGAGUGGGGAGGUUUAGGAGCCAGUGAUGUACCGUGCUCCAGCACAUAUCGCGGCGCAUACCCACUCUCCGAAAGCGAGGUUGAACAUGUGGUGAACUUCAUCAGAAAUCAAUCCGCAAUACAGCCUUUCGAUAUGUAUAUUGAUUACCAUAGUUACUCACAAUUGAUGCUGUCAGCGUGGGGAUACACAUAUGAUUUACCCGCUGAUUACGAUGCUAUGUAUGCGCACAUGGAAGUAUACACUGAUGGCAUAUUCUCUGUCCAUGGUAUGGUAUACGAAUACGGCAAUGCUGCCUCUAUUAAUUAUCCAGCUUCUGGUGGAAGCAAAGACUGGGGAUAUGGCGAUAGAGGGAUUGUAUAUUCAUACACCGUCGAGCUCCGCGAUACGGGCGAAUACGGGUUCUUGCUUCCAGAGGACCAGAUUCAACCGACCGCGGAAGAAAACUACAAUAUGUUGAAAUUGUUUAUAUUGGCACUGUGUGCCUGUGCCUGCCUGGCUAAGAAGGAUUACAAUGGAUAUCAAGUAAUUCGAAUGCAAAUAGGCGACGCUGAACAGUAUGACGUGGUCAAGUUUCUCAUGGACAUAAAGGGGAUUGAUUUCUGGGAUUUCCCACGCGAUGUGAUGGUGCCACCUCAAUACACGGAAAAAGUCAAAGAGUAUCUGGAUGUGAAUAAUGUUCUGUACAAAGUAUGGAUUCAUAACGUUCAGGAAAAGAUUGAUGGAGCAUCCGAUAGAGCACCCAAAACAUUAGUAGAUGGUUUUGACUACACAGUUUACCAUCCACUUAAUGAGAUAAUGGAUUGGAUCGCCGAAAUUCUUGUAACCUAUCCAACCCUUGCCACCAACAUCAACAUCGGCACAUCUUACGAAGGAAGAGACCUCCCUGUUCUCAAGGUCGGUGCUGAUACUGGAAAAGAAAAACGAGCAGUAUGGUUCAAUGGAUGCAUUCAUUCCCGGGAAUGGGUAUCACCAGCUACAGUUAUGUGGAUGACUAAUCAGUUGAUGAAGGACUAUACGGAAGGUACGAACCCCGAUGUUACAUUUUUAUUAGAGACGUACGAUUUCUAUAUCCUUACGGUCAUGAAUCCGGACGGCUAUGAAUUUACAUGGACUGGCGAUCGAAUGUGGCGUAAAUCACGAAGUCCUAACGACGGAUAUGAAUGUAUGGGAACUGACAUGAAUCGUAACUAUGACUUCGCAUGGGACGGCGAGGGCUCCAGCGAUUUUCCUUGUUCAUCUACGUACCGCGGAACACAUCCACUAUCUGAGAUAGAAGUAGAAAGUGUUGUCAACUUUAUUCGGGCACAGUCAGUCACACAACCAUUUGAUUUAUUUAUCGACUAUCAUAACUACUCUCAAAAAAUGUUGUCACCUUGGGGAUAUACCUACGAUCUUCCUGCUGAUUAUCCUGCAAUGUAUGACCACAUGACAGUACAUACUAAUGCAAUGGCGGCAGUGCAUGGUGUCCAAUAUGAAUACGGCAAUGGUUCAGCUCAACUGUAUCUGGUUGCAGGAGGUGCCAAGGACUGGGGAUAUGGCGAUAGAGGUAUAAUCUAUUCCUAUACAAUUGAGCUUCGGGAUGAGGGCGAAUAUGGAUUUUUACUUCCAGAAUCUGAAAUUCUUCCAACUGCUCAAGAAAACUACGCUGGUUUGGUAGCUGGCCUGAUACAUAUUUCGAAUCUAUAACCUUAUGUUCAAUACACAUAAAUGAUAUCAACACACUGAUAUGAAACUAAAUGUAAGUUUAUAAUAAUGAUAAUGAUAAAAUAAUAAUAACAAUAAUAAUGC